GCAAGCAGUCGCGGAUUGGACAGAUUCACAGCGAGCCGGUCGCAGCGCAGGAAGGCGGGGUUUAUUAAAAUACCGGUGGGAGCAAAGUAACGCCUACUUGGAGACGGCAUGGUUUCCAUCCUCUUCCUUGUCAGCAAGGGUUCACGAGACUAAUUAUUGAUAAUUAACACUGUUUAAUGAUAAAUAUACAGAAACAUUAUAAUGGGAUUUGUGGUGUUUAUGUGGCGCGGCACUGAAACAAGGUUGCCAGUGCUGUCUUGAACCAGAUCGGUUUGUGCAUGACGCAUUUUCUGAAAGUUGUAAUCACCGAGUGAUCCACAACGCGAUCUGGUAGUGAUGUUUUCCCCGUCGCGGUGAAUUGUGGGCAGGCCUCGGUCCUCCCUGGCUUUAAUCUCACACUAGACUGUAACCCGGGUAGGGAAAAUGGCUGCUCCGGUAGCUCCAGCGGGUCUUCCUCCGGGUUUCUGUCCGAGCUUUGCCGUCGUGUGCUCGUUUUUAGAGCGGUACGGUGCUGCUCUGGAUCUGCCCGAAAUGACUUUCCCGCAGAUGGAAGGAUACUUGCAGGAUACAUCAUCAGUUCCACAACCUCUUGUUGAGCUCCACGUCAAGCUACUUCGCAAGCUUGGCAAGUCGGUGACGUCAGACAGAUGGGAGAAGUAUCUUGUUAAGGUGUGUCAGGAGUUCAACAGUACCUGGGCGUGGGAGCUGGAGAGGAAAGGAUACCCAGAAACGUCCGUGGAGUGCAAGGCCGACAUCCUUAAGUAUUUGUGUGAAAGCCAGUUUGAUGACAACAUCAAGUUUAAGAUGGCAGUGAACGAGGAAGAACCGGAGCAGAUGCGCCUGCAGCCGAUCGGCAGAGAUAAGGAAGGGCUCCUGUACUGGUUCCAGCUGGACCAAGACCAGAACGUGCGGCUCUACGUGGAGGAGCAGGACGAUCUGGAUGGGUCGUCUUGGAGGUGCAUUGUCAAGAAUAGGAACGAAUUAGCAGACAUUUUGGAGCUCCUUAAAGCUAAGGUGGAACCAGCAGUGACGGAUGAGGAGCGACACGACGGUACUUCUGGCAGCCCAGGAGACGAGAAAAGCGGUGGAGGUGAACAUAAAGGCAUGAGCAAGGCUGCUAAGGUGGAGCCUGCACCAGAAGAAGAAAGCAAGCCAGUUGCCUUGAGCACUGCGAAUUUCAAUUCUGACAAAUCGGUCAAAGAUGAAAGUCAGACAGCACGUGAGAUGAAACAAAAAGGAUCUACCGGGCCACUUAAACUAGAACAAGAGCGAAAGGAAGAGCUUGAGCUGAAAGCGGUCGGCACCGAAACCCCCAAACUGGACCAGGCUCCUGUUAUAGACAACCGAGUGAGCACGAUUAAGAGCCUCGUCAAGGACGAGCCGAGGGAUUCACCUCGACACUGGAACGCCAUCUCGGUCGUCAUGGCGCCCGGCUCUAUCAAACAGGAACUUCCGGCAAAGACGGAUUCCUGUAAGGACAAGAAAGAGAAACCGGCGGAAGUUUUCGAGAGGGCCAUGAAAAGCGACCAGCAGGCUAAGAUACCACUGAAAAAGAGGGAGCUGAAAAGAAGCGAGGGCUACGACAAUAGUCCUUACAGCCACGUAAACAAUACCAAUAACAGCAACGGCGGUGUUUCUGUGGGUGGCAUAAUUGUACGCAACCCAGCAGCAAUGGAGCAUGCUGGCGAAAAGAAAACAGCCCCACCUCCGCUUCUUACAGGAAACUCCGAGCAGCAGAUACAGAGCAGCGACUCGGUCCAUGACGGGGUCGUAUCUCCGAACAAAAGAGAACAGUACGUAGGUUUCGGUGUGAUCAUGGGCCCGAUUGAGAGAAAGCAAACGUUUCCCGCGGCUGAUGGCUCGGGAAAUCCCACGAAGGAUCGAAACGGACUGCAUGAAGAUCAGGAUGCGAAGAGCUUUAAGUCUGCGGCGAUACAUGCUGAGAAUGUAAGGCAGUCUGUUCUAGUUAGAAAGCCGAGUAUUUCCCAGGCCACGCAUCAUUCGAGCAUGAGCGAAGAGAUGACGCUCCGAGUCGAGCACGCAGAAAGCGACGCCAAAGUAAAGGCUCUUGGAGGAGACGCGAAGGAGCGAGCUGCGUUAUUGCUGGCUUUACCGACCGAUGCCGAAAAGGAGUAUAGUGACGGGAAGUCGGUUAUCAGGUCUAGCACUGAGCAGGAAACGGUAGGAGAGCUGGAAGACGCGGGUAGCGCGGAAGAGUUGGCGGGAAGCAGGAAGGAUAAAGCGACAACGGUCCCCGAUGGAGGAACGGGUAAUAUGGCGGGCUGUCUUAAAGCUGCAGAAGAAAAAGGGUUGAAAAGUUCCAGAAAAAAGCGCUCUGAUAAAGCCAAGCUCAAGUCGCAAACCGGGGAGAAUCGGAAUAAACUCGACGAGGAAGAAGUGUCCUCCGAGCUUCAGAAGGAGGGAAUUCGUCUGAAGAUCAAGAUCCCGCUGCACAGACGAACCCCCGAGCUCCGCAGGUCGGCCAGAAUCUGUAAGCCCAGUCCCAAGCUGGCAGAGAUUCAGGAGCGGAAACACACACCGCCCUCUGCGGCACGGGACUCUGAGGAGCACGUGGAUCAGGGAGACGAGAGAGCGCUUCACAAGAGGGACCUGCACAAGAAACUCCCCUCCGAUGGACAAAUCAAAUCUGCUAAGGGGAAACGACGACACAGGCGGCCUCGCUGGUCGAAACUUCCAAAACCUCGCAAAACCGAAGUAGGAGCAGAUGCAGCGUGCGAGAGCAAAGCCGAGCGAGACGAUGAGAAGAGUGAGUUGGAUUCACAGCAUUCCGAGGAAGCUCCACCUGAAGAUGCCUGUAAACACUGCAGCCUCCCCAACCACCCUGAACUGAUUCUUCUCUGUGACCGGUGCGACAGCGGCUACCACACGGCCUGCCUGCGCCCUCCUCUGAUGAUCAUUCCUGAUGGAGAGUGGUUCUGCCCUCCGUGUCAGCAUAAGCUGCUGUGUGAGAGGCUGGAGGAACAGCUGCAGAACCUGGACACGGUUCUGAAGAAACGGGAAAGAGCUGAGAGGAGGCGUGAGCGCCUGGUCUAUGUGGGAAUCAGCGUGGAGAACAUCAUACCCAAUCCAGACGCUGAUGCAGAGGACGGAAAACAAGAGAAGAAAAAAGGUGCAAAGAAGUGUAAGAACCUAGAGAGGAGAUCAACACGAAAGAGGAAGUCCAUUAGUUACAGGUUUGACGACUUUGACGAAGCAAUCGACGAAGCAAUAGAGGAAGAAGUGCAGAAUUCAGACGGAGGAGAUGUGAGUCUUGGUAAGGAUAUGGCUGCUAUCACAGACCAGGAAGAGAAAGAGGUAGCUAAAGAGAUCCGACAGCCUGUGAAAACCCCUGCUCCACGGAAGAGGAAACGCCGCCGGAGGCUUAAUGAUUUAGACAGCGAGAGCACACUGGAUGAGGAGGAGAGCGAGGACGAGUUUCAGAUCAGUGACAGUAUGGAGGAGGAUGAUUUUGUGGUGUCUGGGGACGAUGGAGGCAGCGACGCUGAUGCUGUAUCCUGGGAUGGCAGUGAGAGAGGCAGCAUCUCCAGCAGUGUAGACCGCCUGCCUCCAAUCAGGAAAACGGCCAGGAACGGCCGAACACAGAGAACCAAGAAGAGGACACUCAGAUCGGCUCGACGCCAGCGAGGCUCUUCGGAGGAAGAGGAGGAGGAGGAAGAGGAAGAAGAAGAGGAGGAAGAGAUGGACACGGAGGGCUCCAGUGAUGUCAGUGACAGCGAUGUGAAUCUGAGCAGGCGGCGGUCACGGCGCAGUCAGAAAGCCCAGAUUAACUACUGCGAGACGUCCGAGUCCGAGGGGUCGCAGAAAACCUCAGAACGGAAGACUAACCAAGCGCCACGUCGUCGCCGAAUCUCCAGCUCCAACACGUCUGUUGUUUCGAAGGACUCUGAGCCCGAGGAGGAGUCUGACUCGAGGGGCAGACACCGAGGCAGAAAGAGGCAGUCGACGAGGGAAGACUCGAAACAGAGGCACAAACGGCUCAAACUGAAACCAGCAAGAAGUACAAGCGAGGAAGAGGAGGAAUCGGACGAGGAAGGAGACGCCGGUGUGUCCGACGCGGAAAGGAGGCCAGUCCGUAAAAACCUGAACCGUAUCGAAUCGGAUGAGGAAGAAGAGGACGGGGCGGAGAAAAGACCAAUGAGAAAGAUGGCCGGAAAGCAGGCCAGCAGAGUUACAGACUGCAGGGAGAUGAGUGUGAAGGCACACACUAGAGGCUCGAAGGACUCGAUGCUGAAGCACAACGGCCUGCUCCCUCCAAGAUCUUCAGCUCAGGAUGAAGACGACGACGACGAUGAGGAGGAGGAUGAGGAGGAUGACCUCACCGCCACUACAGACUUUGUUAACUUUGUUUUUGACAGCGAACAGUUAUCGUGAUGUGCUGAAGAAAUUUCAUAUAUUAUUUUCUCAUUGCCUUUUUUUUUUUAGUGUUUUUUUUUUUUUUUUUUUUUUGAGUGUACUGGACCAAUCCAAGCUUCCAGAGGAAUUUUCACACGAUGUCUAAACAUACUUUAGUUACAUACAUCAUGCACAUGUCAGAUGUAGAGCAGGGUCUCGGUGCACAUCCUGAUUUUUUUAUGAGUGAAAGGUGCAAAAUUUGAAAGUUAGAUUUGAUCAGCUAGUCGCAAACUUGAUCAUAUGACUAGUUUCUCUAAGGUUAGCUGCCUUUUUAGUGGACCUGGCUCAUGGUUUUAAUUCCACAGUGUAUUCCACAGUUUUAAUUCCACAAGAGACUGGAAUGAAUGGGAAUCAUGGGCGAUUGUUUCCAGAGCUGAAAACAUAUGUAAAAAUGCAUAUUCUAAACUAAUAUCGACUGAAGACACUAAGGUUCUAUGUCACAUUUAUAUUUCCCUUUAAAAGAAGCUUCAAAAAUCAGAAUGAAAACUGUACAUAGUCUUGAUCUGGUCUGGAUUUUUUUCUUGAGGAAAGGGCAAGUACUCUGUCGUGGUCUUUCAUGCCAAGUCAGUCCUCUAGUGAUGGUAAUUAUGGCUGGGGUUUUUUAGCGAGAUGGAUCUUUAAGUUCAGCUCACCAAUAAGGGUCAAAUCUUUUGGUUCCCAAACAGCUGAUUGUCGUCUUUUUCUUUUCUUUUUUUUUCUUUUUUUUUUUUUUUUAAACUCAAAGUUUGGUAUUUCGACCAGUGUUUGCUCUAUUAAUGAGUAAAACUGUUUUGUAAAAUUGUUCCUAUUAGCAAAAUAACAUUUCUCUCGCACUGCA
Molecule: messenger RNA, 5230 nt
Organism: Ictalurus furcatus (blue catfish)
Lineage: Eukaryota; Metazoa; Chordata; Actinopteri; Siluriformes; Ictaluridae
Gene: rsf1a
Product: remodeling and spacing factor 1a
Exons: 16
Coding region: 424-4392 (1322 amino acids)
Biological process (GO): regulation of DNA-templated transcription
Cellular component (GO): RSF complex
Source: RefSeq, a predicted model, not a curated record